This is a messenger RNA of Amblyraja radiata (thorny skate), 3865 nucleotides long. Its product is annotated as nuclear receptor coactivator 7. The transcript is spliced from 16 exons. The record is from RefSeq and is a predicted model, not a curated record. Lineage: Eukaryota; Metazoa; Chordata; Chondrichthyes; Rajiformes; Rajidae. Gene Ontology annotation, cellular component: nucleus. The coding region runs from base 728 to 3118 and encodes 796 amino acids. Gene Ontology annotation, biological process: regulation of transcription by RNA polymerase II; response to oxidative stress.
UGUGGUAGGUGAUUUGUUAACGCUUAAAACUAUUCACAUCAGUAUUUUCGCUUCCUUUCCGAUUUGUGCCAUCUAAAAUUAGGUGGCGUGUGAUAAAAUGCAGUAAUUCCCGGGAUGGUCUGAGAAUUCAUCUGAUUAGACUUGAGAAACCAUGUAAAUGCUAAUCGUUGCAUUUGUUGAAGAUCGCAAUCGCUAAAACGCGGCAUGAUACAGUAUUUUUACAAAAUGUACACAUCGGCACCACGGCACCAAGUCACUUCCUAUUAAUAAUGAAGCUUACACUGAAGACGGAAGUGAAACCGUGUACCCUUUAAAAUAACUAACAUUUUCACUCUGACGCAUUGGUAUAACCAUGGAUAACAAUGUCCGAGGAGGGUGAAACGGUCACAGCCCUCUUCUGGUGAGUCGAUCUUUAGUGGUAAGAUCUUCAUGUCACCACAGGGUGUCCUUGCUGUUCAAAGGUGCAGAGUCAACAUUGAAGCUUUCGGAAUAAAUAUGGCCAGUCCUUUUACAUUUUCAUCGUGGCAGAGUUUUUAAAUAGCCGACAAGCAAAUAUUCUAUCUUGCAGACUUACUGACAUUUGGAGGGUUCUGUGGUGGAGUUAUACAGAGCAGAAUUUGCUCGAAGAGUUUUAAUGGCACAAUUUCUUUCGACAAGAUCAAAGAAGAAAUUUAAGCAAACUUAAGUCACCACAAUAAAGUCUCCAAGGACAGAGCGCAAGAACGAGAUGGCCUCCGCAAUUAACAAAGCCAUUGUGUUAAAUGUAGCUUAUUCCGCACCAUUAUUGAAUCCAUCAGGAAGGCAGAAAACUGAUCUUCAGCAAUUCUACGCAACAGAAAAUAAAGGAGCAGAGAACAACACUAGAAAACUAAUCCAAGGGAAACUGGAAGGCACUAUUGAAUAUAUAGCAGGAAUAGCGGAUACACUCUGCAGCAUAGCCCUGAAAUUUAACAGUACACCAAAUAAACUGGUUCAUGUAAACAAACUCUAUUCACAAAGUAUUAUUCCUGGGCAGCGAUUGUGCAUUCCUUAUCCAGCCCGUGCAGAGAGUGAAGACAGUCCUUUAUCCUCGAGUCCAAACCAGUCUCCAAGUGUGUCUUCAUCAGAUGCUGAAUAUGACAAACUCCUGGAUGCUGAUUCUGCAGAAAUAUCCAGUGUACAGUGGUGCAGCUCACAAAACAUCAUCAGCUCCUCAUGUCCAAAUAGGGAUGAAAUACCUAUUUCUGAAAGAUUCUUGAAAAUCUGUUGCAAGUAUUUCACAGACAGAAAGGGUGUUGUAACGGGAGUCCUAUUUGUCACACCAAAAAAGAUCUUUUUUGACCCAUACAAAUCUCAUCCUCUUAUCAUUGAAAAUGGCUGUGAAGAUUAUUUCUUUGCCUGCAGCACACAAUCAAUCAUUUCAGCAGAGUCACACAAAGAUAUUUCUCAAAUGAAGCUUUAUACGUCUUCUCCCUUAAGAAAAGUUCCUAUCCAAAGUAAAGUACAAACAGAAAGAGAAACUGUAAACGCCGGCCAUAAGAACAGUCGACCAGCUCGGAUCAAAGGCAGAGGACUGUGUGCAGAGUUCAAAGAAACCAAUUCAUAUCCUGCUGAUCAGGAACCUACAACGUUGACAAAACUUACACCCAUUCCGUACUCCUAUCUGGAUUCUUCAUGUCCGGUUAAUGUGAAAUCAUCCAAUUAUAUUAUGGAAUUACAAGAGAAUGUAACGUGUUUGAGCCUGAAAGAAAAUUAUGAACUUGAGAAUGAAGAAACAUUUCCCUUCUCAAUCAGAGUAAAACACAGAGGGGAAAAUGUACUGUCAGAGAACCAAGAGCGUUACUGUUCUGAAAAAUGUACAAGAGAAAGAAUAUUGGAACCAGAGACAAAUUAUGAUGGCAAUCAGUACUCUUUAUCCCAUAUAUUGACAGAGCAUCAGUUGUACAAGAAAAACAAGGUAGAGACACCCUGUGAUUCCCGCAACGACACAGAUGAUAAAACAACAUCAUUUUGUGAGAUAAAUCUAUCAGAUCAAGGAUGUAAAUAUCCGUGGUCUCCGAUGGUGGAGAACACAAGAGAGAAAAUAAUUUCUGCUGAGUUGUCACGUUUGAAGGCUGAAGAAGUUUGCUGUAACAUAAACAAAGCCAAAGAUGAUCAGUGUGGAUUAUGUAGUAAACAAGAUAAUAAAGAAAAUCAUACAUUACCCACGUUUAUGAAGAAACGUGAAUGCGAUCAAGACCUGUAUCGUUCUAAAGAUGAAGACAAACUUAGAUUGAUGUUUUUAUGCCUGAAGGUUAAACUUCCUGUGAAAAGGAUGCACAUGCUUAAGUUAGGAGUCGCUGCAUCUCUGGAUAUGAACAAAUCUGAGGAAUACUGGUUUGCAAUGUCCCAAGAAAAACUGGUUGAAUUCCACACGUACCUCAACCAUUGGAGACCUGGUAUUUAUUUAUUUGAAGAAAUGGGUGACACUCAUGUAGAUGACUUUGUCCUCUUGGGUGAAAAGUGCCCAUUCUCUUUGAACGAGAAGCUUUUCGAUAGAUUGUUUGAUGAUUGGGAGAUUAUAACGGAGGACAAUGACCCUUUGAAACAUUACAAAGAUGCUUUUGAUGCAGAAUUUGGGAACAUUGCACCUGUUCUUCAGGGGAACAGCUGUAUCAUGGAAUCUUUCCACAUUGAGAAGAUUUCAAAAUAUCUACCACCCAGAACAGUGGGCUAUCCCUGGCGAUUGGCAUUCAGCACCUCCGUGCAUGGCUUCAGUCUGAAAACCUUGUACCGCAAAGUAGCCCACGCUGACUCGGCAGUACUGCUGGUCAUAAAGGAUACGUGUGGUCAGGUGUUUGGUGCUUUGAUUUCACAUCCCCCAAAGCCGAGUGCCUAUUAUUAUGGAACGGGAGAAACCUUUCUCUAUACUUUUAACCUUGAUUUUAAGAUCUUCCAAUGGACUGGAGAGAAUUCUUUCUUUAUUAAAGGAAGUUUGGACUCGCUGGCAUUGGGAGGUGGAAGUGGACAUUUUGGCUUGUGGUUGGAUGAAGAUCUCAAUCAUGGAAGAAGCAAUCCCUGUACAACAUUCAACAACUCCAUUCUGUCCAAAACUGAAGAUUUCAUGGUGCAGGAUCUUGAAGUGUGGACAUUUCGAUAAUUUUGUGUUAAUGUCCCGUGUUUACCAGCUGAGUAUGUGCUUGAGUAUUGCUUGCCCGAAGCAUCUGGGGAGGGUGGGGGAUGCUGCAUCAAAUGGUCUAAGGUCCAUUUCCCCCACUUGUGGACUAAUUCAGUUAUAAAGGACAGGACCUGCCAUUCUGAUUUUACACAAGGUACAGUAUCUUGUGUGCAGCUGGGCGUAUUAAUAUAGUGAGGAAGGCGAGCCUAGAAAAUGGCAAAUUAACCAAGUAUGUGAGGUGAUGAAACCUUGCCACCAGUAGCUGAGGGCUCCCUGAUAGUGUUCUGAAAAUAAUGCUUUGCACUGCCAAAGUUAAGGUGGUUGUAAUUUUAAAUGCUGAAGCAUUAGCUUGCUUCUGGAAUACCAAUCUGCUCACGUAAUAUCCCGAUGUAUUCCAAGCAAAGCAUGGGGAUAAAACCAAGUUUACCUACUUGCACUUUGCUACUACCUUGUCACUGUGUAUCUGCAGUUUGUACAGGAACAUUUAUUUAAUACACCGGAAUGAGUCUAUGUUUAUUGCAGCCUUGAUCUGCUGCUGCUGCCUUGAGAACUGUGGAUUAUCAAUUGUGGAUGUCUGUGGUGAUGUUAAUAACUUCAUAGUAAAUACCUUAUUGUAAUCACAAGUAUAACUGGAUUGCAUAAGAUCUAAAGUGUAGGUGAUUUUAAUGUUUUGAACUGCAGUCAUGACAAAGCUGCAGAAAAAUAAAAUUCUGGCAUUAAGUACUAUAA